Molecule: messenger RNA, 4710 nt
Organism: Stylonychia lemnae
Lineage: Eukaryota; Ciliophora; Spirotrichea; Sporadotrichida; Oxytrichidae
Source: the annotation of a GenBank genome assembly
AUGUUUUAUAAAGAGAUUGUGAACAUCAUAUGCUUUGAAUUGGAUAACUAGCAGGUUCAUCACAAUGAUGUGGAGUACUUGUUUACUCUUGCCUAUUAUCAGAUAAGGAUGGUGACUGAUCUCUUGAUAAACCAUUCCAAUACCAAGACACAGAUCAUGUAGGAUCUAUUUACACCCCAGAAUCCUGAACUUGCAGACAUUUCCAAGUUGAAUUAACUUAUGAACGCUAACGAAGAUGUGCAAAAUCUAAUUAAUCUAUUCAUGAACUAGCCUAUACAACAAAGUGGCAAGAUAAACAUUAAUAAUCUUGUAGACGGAAUGCCUAUAAAGGAGUAAAUGGUAUUUUCUAAUGCAAAUGGACUUAUAAAAAAGUUGGCUGCAGCAAGCGGUGGAAUGCUAAAUAAUAUGAUGCUGUAAAAGAACAACCAAAUGAACAAUUUGAAUGACACCGACUCACUCGCAUAGUACAGUCAAGCUGAUUUGCAGCUGGAUUCAAAGCGUAAUACAGAAAAAGACCCUCUUAAUACUAACAGACCUCUCACAGGGCAGAAUAAGGGCUAAGAUCUUAGACAAUCAUCCCCAAUGAGACAAAUAAACGAAUUCACGACUCUGGAUCUUAUGUACAGUUUCGAUCCUUAGAAAACUUCAUUCUAAGAGGACACUGAGGAAGGAAACAUAAAUCAACUAAUGAAUCACCUGCACACUAUUUUUAUGAAUCACAUUGACUUCUACGGAUCAAGGCAACUCUAGAUCAUAAUGAAGAGUCUCUUCGCUGAGAAUAGAAUUGAGAUUUCCAACUAUUCAAUCAUAGACGGAGCAAAGGAGCUAGUAAAGGUAAACAACUAGCACCUCCAAAAUAGUAUGCAACACCCAGGCCUCUCUCCACAAAAUUCAGCGAUACAUAACUAAAACGAAGAAAUACUGGAAAAGACCAUGAGUGAGAUGAAUGUAUCGCCAUCUCUGCAAGGGACCUAGUAAUUCUCAAAUAUUGGAUCUAAUGCUGGAAAUUUGCAUUUGCAAUAGGUUUAGGAUAAUGCUGAUUUGUCAUAGAUGUCAAUCUAGUAUAAAACAGUGGAGACUGUCAAUCCAAGUAAAGUCAACAUGCAAAUGAGAGCUAUUUUCAAAGAGUUCAACUCUCAGCAUAAGAGUGAAAUGAGAUUUACUUUGAACAAUUGCUUUUACAAAAUUAUAUAUGGAAUGAUGAAUUAAGAACAAAAGAUCGGAGAUAAUAGAAUAUCUAUUGAUAGGAACUAAAAGGUUAGAAAGAUCACUUUGGAGAUGAAGAAGUUCUAAAAAUUGGGAGAAAUAGGAGGACUUAGUUUUGUGCUCUAUGAGAUGUUAGACACUGAUAAAAAGCUCACUUCAGAUAAAUUAUUCAGAUACGCAUAUGAAUGCUAUGACAAACUGUAUAACUACGGAUCAAGAAAGGAGUUUCUGGUCAAGUUUCUAAACUUAAAGAAUGCUAAGAAGAUGACUGUCCACUGGCAGAACUUUUGGAAUGGAGUCAUCAUAAAGUCCAGACAAGCCCUCCAGCUCGAGUACUUCAAGGAUGCUCUUGAAAAUGCAACUGUAUUCUAAUAAGAGCUAAACAUGAGAAUGAGAGAUAUUAAUGAAGACUAUAAUAAUGCAAAAAAAAUAAUUCUUGAUUAUAAUUAUCAACUGGGAAAGAUCAGCGCAAUGUACUUUGUAAUUGAAGUAAGUAUAAGAAAUAUCCUUAAAACCUAACAAUAGAAAUACAAGCAAGAUAAGGAUAAAAUUGAAGACGAUAUUAAGUACAGAGUCAAAGUGCUGAGAGAUUCAAUGGAAAAGCUGGAUGUGCGAAUCAUAUCUAUGCUCAUGGACAAAGUCUAGCAGAAGAGGAAUAACGCACUUUAUUUUAGAACUCUGGGGGAGCACUCGCUAUCUAAAUGUGCCACAAAAGGAAUUGACUCCUAGUGUGUCAUCGAAUACAUGAUGAUACAGCUAUUCUUGAUGAGAACCUGGCAAAUCUUCAUAAGUCAACUUAGUUUGGACAAAGUCUCCGAUCCAUCUGUUCCAGCCGCUUAGAGCUAACAACAAUAGCCACAGGUAAACAAUGACUCAUAGAUUCCAAGUUAAGAAGCAGAACUAGAAAAACUGAUGCUUUCACUGAUGAAGUUCUAAAAGGUAAAGGAGAUAGAUGAAAAGCUGAUGGCUGAGAUUAAGGAGGACGGAGUGCUUGGUUUUGAUAAGUUUCGAGCCUACACCCAGCGAAUGGCUGAAGAGGAGGAAAAGCAGACUAAUCUAUUCAAAGCUCAGAACACUUCAUACUCUUAACAAUUAAAUGUGAAUAGUCCCAAUUCAACUAUGCCCAUUCUUGAGAAGAAAGGGACCUUUAAGUUGCAGGGUUCAAUCAUCAAUAUCCCCAAUCCUCAAUAACAGCAGCUGCAGCAGCAAACUAGCCAGAAUGGUGGUUCUUCUGGAAUGAAUCAGAAGCAAAAGGCAAGUCAGAAGUUCUAGGUGUUCAACUUCGAUACUAUGGACACAAUAAUACAGAUACUGGAGUAGGAGUAUGCUUUGGGAGGCAAGUAAAGCAGAAUAUCUUAAUUCCAGUCAUUUAUCAAUGGUGCUUAUAAAGAUCUCACUUAUGAACUGAAUAAUGAGUAGAUUAGUACCAAAUAUGAUUUAGAAAAGCAGUUUAAGAUUUAAAACGACUUCAUUGAGCUCGACCUCACAGCAUACAAGGAAGAAGAUAACUAGAAGCAUAAUAACAAGUAAAUCUUUAAGAUGAUAGGCUAGCACUUCUAUGUGAACCGUUUGAAGCAGGAUCUACUCACUCCCUACUACUAACCAUAACUGAAUGAGAAAAAAUCGCUUGCUCAUAACUUGCUUGAGCAUUUCUUGAAGAGUCUGGGCACUAUGAAGUCCACAAGAUAUCACAAGCAGUUUAAGGAAACAAGAAUUGAAGCACUACAGCAGUUUGUUACUGCUUUGAAGUCUAUCAACAAACUGGGCAAGUGGAACAACUUUGACAUGAGCUAGAUCGGUGGAGUACAAGCUAGUGAUUUGACUGUUGAUCAGUGCUUUAGCUGCAUUAACAGUUUGGAGCAGUUCUUAAAGGAGAAGGAACGAGAAACUAUGUGGAGAGAUCUUGUCCAGAUCAAAGACCCUCAAAUUAGGUUUGAGAAUGGCGGAGUUUUGCAAUCUAUUUCACAGAUGCAGUCAGAAGAAAUGGAGAAUUCGUAGGAAUAUAAAACAUUCAACUAACUGUUCCACUUAAUGAAGGGCACAGCUAGAAUUAAGACUAAGAAUAAGGAGAGAAUAUUCAGACCUUUCCUUAGGAUCCUAGACUAGAUUACUACAGAAACUCAAAAGCAAAAGGUCAUUCUGAAUAUGAUCAUGACUCCAGAAUCCAAUAACCUUCAAAGCCAGGACACUCUUGAGACCUUUAUAACUGAACAGAUUUUUGCAGUGGGAGAAGAUGAGGACUUCGUUUAAUUGAUGGAUGUAUUCACCAAGGAUAAGCAAUUGCUGUUUGAGCGAAGAAAGAACCGAGGACUGGAGAACUAUGUCUUAGGUGCUGUUUAGUACUUGAAUGUGUUUAAUGAAGGAGAAGAAAAGUCAGAGUUGAUUAUAAGGCUUCACAGAGAGAUUCAAAAGAUACAUGAGCAGUUCACUCUCGAGAACAAGGGUGUGAGGCUCUAAGCAGUGCAGAGUUAGUUCAGAGAGUCUAGUGAAAAACUCCUCAAAAAGGUGGUUAAGCAAGAGUACCUAGCUGUGCUAAUGAAUAAAAGUAAGAAGAUAGGUAGAAUAGAAGGAGUCUAGAUAUACUUGAAAAACUAGCUAGCAGAUAAGGAGAGACUUCUAAGCAGGAUAGAAAAGCUUUACUAAUAUUUAAAGUCAAAUAAUGUAGACGACUAAGAUGAUAACAUGCAGUAAUAACUUGGAGCAAGAGAAAUCAACAAUAUUCUUUCAGGGUAAAACUUCCUUGAUGAUGUGAAUUUUAACAAUCAAAAGAAGCAAGAGGAAUAUGGAUUAUCUGAGGAACAAUAAAUCCAACAUAAGCUGAUACACUUCACUACAUAGUUUACCAAAAGAAUGGCAUCUGCUGAUGAAAGAAUCAGUUCCAAACAGAUUAUCAGAAAUGACUUUGUAUUUGGCUACCUCCAAAUUGUUAAAUAAAGAAUAACCCAUUUGAGAGAUAAGUUUAGGCUGAGAGAACAAUAUGAUGAAGGUCUGAAGCACCUAAUCAAUAUUUUUGAAAUAUACAAGACUCCUAUAACCCAUUAUCAAAAGAGCUAUGAAAGAGUAUGCAGGUUUAUUAGCAAGGAAUUGCUUUAUAGGAUCAUCGAAUCUGAUGAGGGUUACUUGAAGUUCUUAUUCUUUGAGAUGAUUAGCAAGAAGGGAAGUGCUAUAUUCAAGAAUGCUCAUAAUAAGUUAGAGGUUGCUUUUGCUAAAUUAGAAAUAGACGAGUAAUCCAGAAUAGAGGUUGAAAAGGUCAAAUUAUAAGCAAAGAGAGAGCUUGAUACAUAGACUAGAAUAUUUAAGGAAUUUAUUGAUUUAGAGGAAAAUAACAAGGUUGCUAUGGUCAAAUAACAAUAGAUAGAACAUCAGAAUUUCAGACUCAUGUAAGAACUAGCAGCUCUGUUAUUACUUAUCAGAGUAUUCUAUAUCAAGCUAGAGUAAGACGAGAAUGCGUAUCCCUUAGCCAUUAGUAAUGGACUUGAAAAAACAAACUUAUCACUGUCUUGA